Messenger RNA from Terrapene triunguis (Three-toed box turtle), 2880 nucleotides. Its product is annotated as ral guanine nucleotide dissociation stimulator-like 1. The record is from RefSeq and is a predicted model, not a curated record. Gene Ontology annotation, biological process: positive regulation of GTPase activity; Ras protein signal transduction. NCBI's taxonomy places the organism in Eukaryota, Metazoa, Chordata, Testudines, Emydidae. Gene Ontology annotation, cellular component: plasma membrane. Bases 146 to 2452 code for a protein of 768 amino acids. Gene Ontology annotation, molecular function: guanyl-nucleotide exchange factor activity. The transcript has 18 exons.
GGUCAUGAAUUGACUGCAGAACCCAAGCAAUAGAGGCAGAGUGGUGUCUACUGAGUUGAGAAAGUAUGUGAGAGGAUUGUAAAAGCUAUUUGCUUCAGAACAGGAUCCAUCAUGCCCCGUCGAUGUCCUGAAGAGGAAACUGAGAAUGAAAUUGCUUUGGAAAGCUAAAAUGAGCUCAAUUCAGGACGGGGGUGAAGAGGUAGAGGAAGGAGCUGUUUACCAUGUCACCCUCAAAAGAGUGCAGAUUCAACAGGCUGCCAAUAAAGGAGCAAGAUGGCUAGGGGUUGAAGGGGACCAAUUGCCUCCAGGACAUACCGUCAGCCAGUACGAAACAUGUAAGAUCAGAACAAUAAAAGCUGGCACUCUGGAGAAACUUGUGGAGAACCUGCUGACGGCUUUUGGGGACAAUGACUUUACCUACAUCAGCAUCUUUCUGUCAACAUAUAGGGGCUUUGCCUCUACUAAAGAAGUACUGGAACGUCUCCUCGACAGGUAUGGAAACCUGGAGACCUCAAACUGUGAAGAAGAUGGGAGCCAGAAUUCCUCAGAGUCUAAAACAGUGCUCAGGAAUGCAAUAGCCUCAAUCUUGAGAGCCUGGCUUGACCAAUGCUCUGAAGACUUCCGAGAGCCACCCAAUUACCCUUGUUUGCAGAAAUUGGUGGAUUACCUUAAACGGAUCAUGCCAGGCUCUGACCCGGAGAGAAGGGCACAAAACCUCUUGGAGCAGCUUCAGAAGCAAGAAGUGAAAAAUGAGAAUGGGUUCCAUAACACCUUCACUUUCAGCCUUGAUGAGGAAGAGGAAAUGGAGACUGGUGGGCCAGAAGAGUUCUCUUUUUUCCCAGAAGACCUUGUAGCAGAGCAAUUAACAUACAUGGAUGCAAAGCUCUUUAAGAAAGUGGUGCCCCACCAUUGCUUGGGGUGCAUCUGGUCUCGGCGGGAUAAGAAAGAAAACAAACACUUGGCACCCACCAUCAGAGCCACCAUCUCUCAGUUCAACACAGUUACCAAAUGUGUCGUCAGCACCAUCCUGAAGGGCAAGGACCUCAAAACACAGCAGAGAGCCAAGAUCAUUGAGAAAUGGAUUCAUAUUGCACAUGAAUGUAGAAUCCUGAAGAAUUUUUCCUCCUUGAGGGCCAUUGUUUCAGCACUACAGUCCAACUCCAUCUACCGGUUAAAGAAGACCUGGGCAUCUGUUCCAAAGGACAGGAUGCUGAUGUUUGAAGAGCUGUCCGAUAUCUUCUCAGACCAUGACAAUUAUCUGACGAGUAGAGAGCUGCUAAUGAAGGAAGGAACAUCCAAGUUUGCAAAUCUGGACAGUAGUGUGAAAGAGAACCAGAAAAGGACCCAGAGGCGGCUUCAGCUCCAGAAAGAUAUGGGAGUCAUGCAGGGUACGGUCCCCUACCUUGGCACCUUUCUUACAGACCUGACCAUGCUUGACACAGCGCUGCAGGACUACAUAGAGGGUGGGCUGAUAAACUUUGAGAAGAGGAGACGGGAGUUUGAAGUAAUUGCCCAAAUUAAGCUCUUGCAAUCUUCCUGUAAUAGCUAUUGCAUGACGCCAGACCAAAAAUUCAUCCGAUGGUUCAGGAGACAGCGGCUGUUAACAGAGGAGGAGAGUUAUGGCCUCUCAUGUGAGAUAGAAGCAGCUGCUGACACUAACACCACGUCACCGAAACCUCGGAAGAGUAUGGUGAAAAGACUCAGCUUACUGUUUCUGGGAGCAGAUGUGAUCACCAAUAGCACACCCACCAAAGAGCAGCCCAAAUCUACUCCAAGUGGGAGCUCUGGUGAAAGCAUGGAUUCUGUCAGUGUAUCAUCGUGUGAGUCGAACCACUCUGAGGGCGAAGAAGUCUGCAUCACCCCCAUAGACACUCCUGAUGAGCCUCAGAAAAAGCUCUCUGAAUCCUCCUCCUCUUGUUCCUCCAUCCAUUCCAUGGACACGUCUUCCUCAGGGGUGUCAUCUUUAACCAACACUAUCUCACCCCCUCCUUCCUUAACCUCCAAUCCCAAGAUCCACAAGCGCUCCAUCUCCGUCACAUCCAUUACCUCAGCAGUAUUGCCUCCUGUUUACAACCAGCAGAACGAAGACAUGUGCAUCAUCCGGAUCAGCAUAGAAGACAACAAUGGCAAUAUGUACAAGAGUAUCAUGUUGACUAGCCAAGACAAGACUCCGGCUGUCAUUCAGAGAGCUAUGUCAAAACACAACCUGGAGGCUGACCCAGUCGAGGAUUAUGAACUUGUUCAGGUCAUCGCUGAGGACAAAGAGUUAGUCAUCCCCGACAGUGCUAAUGUAUUUUAUGCCAUGAACAGCCAGGUGAACUUUGACUUCAUCCUACGGAAAAAAAACUCCCUUGAUGGGCAAGUGAAGAUGCGGAGCCGAUCUAGUUUGACACUUCCCAGAACUGCCAAAAGGGGGUGCUGGACUAAUAGACACAGCAAAAUCACACUUUGAAGAGAAUGAGCUAACACAAAGGAGAUUUGGUUUAGAAAAACGAAAAGACCUUUGAUACCAUCCAGUAUUACAAAGUCACGGAAGAUGAAGGUGUCAGUGUUUGACUUUGGAAAGAUUUGAGACUGGAAUGCAAAGUGUGCAUUCACUAUAGAUACAGAUAGAGAUGAACAUCGAGAGAGACAGAGAGAUUUAUGGGACAGUCACUAUGGAAAUAUAUUUUGCACAUUGGCCUAGGAAGGUGAGGUCACAUAUACAGGGAAAAAUGGAAUUGCCAACCAAUCUUAUCUUAAGAAUUCCACAUAAGCUAAAUCUCCUCCUUGGAAAACAGAUUCUCCUUUGUGCCAGUAUUACCUAGAACAAGAACUUUAAAUUUAUUUUUAUACAUUGGAGAAGAAAACUGUUGCAAUUAAAUUCCACCUGAAUCAAGC